Suricata suricatta (meerkat) is the source of this 4744-nucleotide messenger RNA. It is a transcript of the gene SNTB1, whose product is annotated as syntrophin beta 1. Bases 112 to 1704 code for a protein of 530 amino acids. Lineage: Eukaryota; Metazoa; Chordata; Mammalia; Carnivora; Herpestidae. The record is from RefSeq and is a predicted model, not a curated record. Gene Ontology annotation, molecular function: structural molecule activity; protein binding. Gene Ontology annotation, cellular component: dystrophin-associated glycoprotein complex; synapse; intracellular anatomical structure. The transcript has 7 exons.
ACUCCCGGAGCGGCGCGCGCUCCUCGCUCCCCGGGCCCGCGGCCUCCCCCGCAGCCCUUCCCCACUUUUCCCCCUUUGGCAAUCACAUGGCAUUUUAAGAAUGCCGGAAAGAUGGCGGUAGCGGCGGCGGCGGCGGCGGGGCCGAGCGGCGGGGGAGGCGGCCGGGCGCAGCGGAGCGGGCUGCUGGAAGUUUUGGUGCGGGAUCGCUGGCACAAAGUUCUGGUGAACUUGAGCGAGGACGCCCUGGUUCUGAGCUGCGAGGAGGGCGCCGCGGCGUACAACGGCAUCGGGACCGCCACCAAUGGCUCGUUCUGCAGGGGCGCCGGCGGCGCGCAGCCCCCGGACUCGCCCGCCGGGGUCCGCACUGCCUUCACCGACCUGCCCGAGCAGGUGCCCGAGUCCAUCUCCAACCAGAAGCGCGGCGUGAAGGUGCUGAAGCAGGAGCUGGGCGGACUGGGCAUCAGCAUCAAGGGGGGCAAGGAGAACAAGAUGCCCAUCCUCAUCAGCAAGAUCUUCAAGGGGCUGGCGGCCGACCAGACCCAAGCCCUGUACGUGGGCGACGCCAUCCUGUCGGUGAACGGGGCCGAUCUGCGGGACGCCACCCACGACGAGGCGGUGCAGGCGCUGAAGCGCGCGGGCAAGGAGGUGCUGCUGGAAGUCAAGUACAUGCGAGAAGCCACACCCUACGUGAAGAAAGGCUCCCCGGUAUCGGAGAUCGGCUGGGAAACGCCUCCGCCGGAGUCGCCUCGGUUAGGGGGUGGCUCCUCAGACCCCCUGUCCUCACAGGCCUUCGCCUUCCACAGAGAUCGGAAAAGCAUCCCCCUCAAGAUGUGUUAUGUCACUCGGAGUAUGGCCUUGGCCGAUCCGGAGAACAGGCAGCUUGAAAUUCACUCUCCGGAUGCUAAGCACACGGUGAUUCUAAGGAGCAAGGACUCAGCCACUGCCCAGGCCUGGUUCAGUGCCAUCCACUCCAAUGUUAGUGACCUGCUGACCCAAGUGAUUGCCGAGGUCAGAGAGCAGCUGGGGAAAACAGGCAUUGCUGGGAGCCGAGAGAUCAGGCAUCUGGGCUGGCUUGCGGAUAAGGUGCCCGGGGAGAGCGAGAAACCGUGGAAGCCAGCCCUGGUCGUACUGACCGAGAAGGACCUUUUAAUCUACGACAGCAUGCCACGGAGGAAGGAAGCCUGGGGCAGCCCCGUUCACACGUACCCCCUUCUGGCCACCAGGCUGGUCCAUUCAGGUCCGGGCAAAGGCUCUCCCCAGGCUGGUGUGGAUCUGUCCUUUGCCACACGAACAGGCACCAGGCAAGGGAUUGAGACACAUCUCUUCAGGGCUGAGACGGGCAGGGACCUCUCCCAUUGGACGCGGAGCAUAGUGCAGGGGUGUCACAACUCAGCGGAACUCAUCACCGAGGUCACCACAGCCUGCACCUACAAAAACCAGGCAUGCUGCCUGACCGUACAUUACGAGAAUGGAUUUUCUAUUACCACGGAUCCGCAGGAGGGUGCCUUUCCCAAGACAAUCCUACAGUCUCCCUACGAAAAGCUGAAAAUGUCUUCAGAUGACGGAAUCAGGAUGCUGUAUUUGGAUUUUGGAGGCAAAGAUGGAGAGAUUCAACUGGACCUUCAUUCCUGCCCCAAGCCUAUCGUUUUCAUCAUUCACUCCUUCCUGUCGGCGAAGAUCACAAGACUGGGCUUGGUGGCCUGAGCAGGGGAUGACUUGCCUCUGACAGAAGGCGGGCUGCUGUGUCACCAGAGCGGGCCAUCAGCCCCGCUGCUCUGCUCGGUGAGCAGGGAGAGGUAGCAUGCAGCAGUCCGCUUUAGAUCCCCGAGUCCUCGGAGCUGCCCCACACUUCUCAUCAGCUUCCCCAACUGCAUGGGGGUGCCCCAAGAAACUACCGCAAGGAGUAUCAGAAGCAAACUGGCUUUUUAGAACCGUAGAAGGGUAAAAGGCGAGGGCGAGUGGAAAUACACAGAAUAGCUUUGAAAUCUUGACAAUCAAGGACAUGAACAUUAGAACAGCGUGUGCAGAUCUUAAUCAUACCAGUUUCUAGGCAACUGGUCCACCCAGGUAAGCAAGGGCUGACUAGAUGAGGACUGGACAUUUUUACCUCCCCCGCCCCCCUGUAACAAUGAUCCCUUGUGUUAGUGUGAUUGAUUGCCUCCUUCUAAUGGAGUUGACUGGUGCUGGUAAGGAAAGAGAAGUGCUUCAGAUUGGAAACCCACCUUUUAUUUAAGUGUGAAGCCGCUGUAAUUUUUUUCUUAAUGAAUUAUCUUUCAGAGAUGUAGAAUGAGUCUGAAGUAUUCUCAUUAGCAUAUGCUGAGCAGGAAUUAAAUAAAGUGUCAGAUACUGAUCUGAGCUCUGAGCUGGUGGAAUCUGAGCCAAAGUAGACUGUUUAUAUUGCAAAGCUUUGCAGAAGAGUCGCGCGCUUGGAAGAUGAUUAAUCUGGGACUGCACUCACACCAAGGGGUGCUCUCUGAGAGCCAAGACUGAUAGCUUUACUUACAGAAAGCCAAUUCGGGAUAUGUUUUUUAAAAGAUUGUCAUUUGAGAUUUAUAAAAACAUACAUAUCUCUCCUAUAUAUAUAACACACACACAUACAUAACAGCUCACAGGAGGUUAACUAAUUAUCCCCAUUCUGUGGUUUUCAGUGGAAGUACCGAGCAAUUUAUUGACCCUUGUGUGUGCCUAUGCAUGCAUUUUCGAACCAGUCACGGAGCAGCCGCACAUCAUUCUGGACGGUGACAGGCUUUACGCACACACCUAGCGUGAUAAUCAAAUCUACUGACCGCGUCCACAGCUCUUAGGAAUUCCAGGGAAAUAAUAUAAAUGACCCGAUAUUUUUCUACAAGAAUAUUUUCAGACACCAUAGAGCAUAUUUCUGAUUUAAUGUUUUUAUUUUUACCUUUCAAUACAAAUUCAGUAAAAAGACAUCUGUAUCAUUUGAUUUUGGAGUCCCCUACCUCAAAGCUUAAACAUUAGCUCUAGAAUUUCCGGUAGCAUUUGUGACCCUUCCUUUUUUCCCCCGUAGUUUACACAAAGAAACGUUCUGGAUUGGACCUGUGUGUUUUUGCAGAACUGUCUUUUAGCAAAUACCUAUGCAAAGAGCUUUUAAAAGUGAAAGGAAUGCAAUUUUGCCCACUGAGACAGGUGUUUAUGGAGUUACAAAGUUGAUUUUAGAUUAGUGUUUCCCGAAGUAUGUGUCAUGUUUCUAUAGUUCCAAAGGGCAUCGACAGAGGGAGAAUAAGAGGUUUGAUAACCAAAACUGUGUUAAAUACCGAGGUAAGAAAAUGUUAAACACAUUUCCUGGUUGCUGGCCUCCUUCGGGGCUUUAAUGUGUACACUGAGGUUCUUCAAGGGCAUCCGUGUACUGCUCCAACAUUUAUAGGACUCCUUUCUGUCGUAGCAUCUUUCAAAACCAGUGUUUAAAAAACAAAACAAAGCAAAACAGAAAACACUUUGGUACCGCUUUAGGACACCGAUUCUUCUUUUUUUUUUUUUUUGGUUUCUUAUUUUAAAAUGCUGAGGAGUGAAGUCCCACCCUGAAUACUACAGGAAAGCUUUGAUGCACUUGUAAAUUACACUGCACUCUUUCAUAACAUAUUUUCGAAGUCACUGGAAUGUUGUUAUACAAGAGAAUUAUGCAUUGUAAAUAACAUUAAAAUACAUAUAUUAAUGCCAAUAGUUCAACAAUAUAUAAUCUAAGGUGCUCAGUACUACAUGAAGUAUGAGUUAAUUACUCAUAAUUAAAUUGCAAAGAUCUUAUUAUAUAUUUAUAGACAAAUUAAAAUGAUCAUAAUUACAAAUAUUUCUUCACAUAAGUUUUAGACUGAUUAAUAUCUGGGUGGGGGUCAACAAACUACAUUCUCUGCAUUUAUAAAAACUUAAUUUAAAUAUUUAUAUUUUAGAAAAUAUACAUUUGAAUAAAUUCAUGCAUUUUCUGAAUCAAAAUGUAUUAUUAGCAAGAAAUAGACAAUUUUACUAAGAGAACUGUGUAUACAAAUCAUUUUUUUUCUUUCACAGUUAAAGUGUAUCAUAUCUGAGUGGCUAUGAUGAAUCAGUUUCAAAUACUCACUUUUCCUCAUUCUGAAUUCAGCAAAUUACAAUGAUUUUACACUGUAAAUUUUAACCUUGUCUUGAUGUGUGUUACCGAUGUUGUGAAAGACACAAACUCCUACGUCUGGAUACAGUCAAUCAACUGUGUCAUUUUGGGGGGAAUUUGCUUUUGUCCAAUCUGCUCUGUGCUCAGUCUGUUUCUUAUCUGAAUCAAUGAAUUAUUGAAUUCCCAUUUGUCCCUUUAAGGGUAAAUCAAUACAAAUGACUGAUGUUUUAACUGUACUUACAGGGAAGCUGCCCAGUUUGCUGGUAGAUGUGGUUAGGUGAUCCCUAAGCAUCCCAGGGAUUUAAAGGCCAACAGGAAGGUAGAAAGCAAUCUCUUUUCUGACUCGAACUAAGUAGAAGAAAAAAAAUCAAAAAUGUCUUAAAAACAUCCAGGCAGAGGCAUUUAAUUAAUUCUAUCAAUCGAUGGAAUUAAAAUGCUGAAAAAUGCAUUCUCCUAAAAUUAAUGGGCGGGGACUUCCUGGCCCUUAUUUUACAAAUAUUAGAUAUUCCAUCUUGAGGGGAGUGGGUUGGGCGAUGGAGUAACUUCUGAAUGUACCUUGAGUUAAAAAAAAAUGUGCCUAUGUUUAUAGCACUAUGGAUAUCAUGUAAACUUUAUAUAUGAAUUAAAUAAAUAUUCACCUCUGAA